CACCAAGAUAUCUGAUAACCUAUAACAAUAUCCUGAGAUCCUGGCAAAGAUGAAUUUUAAGUACAUAGUUGCAGUGUCCAUUUUAAUAGCAUCUGUAUAUGCACGAAGUGAAGAGAAAGAAGAAUCACUGAGGGAAAUCAGAGGUAUAGGAGCAGCCAUCCUAAGUGCUGGUAAAGCAGGUUUAAAAGGCUUGGCUAAGGGAUUGGCUGAGCAUUUUGGGAAGAGAACAGCUGAAGAUCAUGAAGUGAUGAAAAGACUGGAAGCCGCAAUACAGUCUCUGAGUCAGAGGGAUGUUUUAGAAGAAGAAUCACUGAGGGAAAUCAGAAGUAUAGGAGGAGCCAUCCUAAGUGCUGGUAAAUCAGCUUUAAAAGGCUUGGCUAAAGGAUUGGCUGAGCAUUUUGCGAAUGGGAAGAGAACAGCUGAAGAUCAUGAAAUGAUGAAAAGACUGGAAGCCGCAGUGCGUGAUCUAGAUUCCUUGGAACAUCCAGAGGAAGCUUCUGAAAAGGAAACCAGAGGCUUCAAUCAAGAGGAAAAAGAGAAACGCAUUAUAGGGCCAGUAUUAGGUUUGGUUGGUAGUGCACUUGGAGGUUUACUUAAAAAGAUUGGAUAAUUAAAGACAGAAAAACUUUGCUUUCAUGAAUAUUUGUAAAAUGAAGCCAAUCAGAUAACAUAUAAUAAAGCAUAAAUAAAGCACAAAAAAGAUAUUUAAACAAACUGCAUGUUCUCUACUCUGCUAUUAAAUAAAAAUCAUAUGAGCAAAA
Molecule: messenger RNA, 761 nt
Organism: Bombina bombina (fire-bellied toad)
Lineage: Eukaryota; Metazoa; Chordata; Amphibia; Anura; Bombinatoridae
Product: bombinin-like peptides 1
Exons: 3
Coding region: 50-610 (186 amino acids)
Biological process (GO): defense response to bacterium
Cellular component (GO): extracellular region
Source: RefSeq, a predicted model, not a curated record